Molecule: messenger RNA, 1744 nt
Organism: Cuscuta epithymum
Lineage: Eukaryota; Viridiplantae; Streptophyta; Magnoliopsida; Solanales; Convolvulaceae
Source: the annotation of a GenBank genome assembly
GGAAACCCUCCGCAUAAGCGCUUCGGAAAUCCAUCUUCCGCCGCCAUCUCUGUUUCCUCACUGCAAAAAAGCUUCAUCUUUGUUUUCUCUCUCAAAGUCAUUAUCAUAUCCUCUUUUCUCGCACGCUUUUCACUCGUUCAUCCUCUUGUUCUCCGUUUCCUCACGGUGAGGUUUUGUGACAUGUCUUGAAGACGAGAGGCCAUAUCAAUCAUACAUGUACAUACGUUUCAGUUUAUAGCUAUGUGCGCCCUUUAUACAAGUUAUUAAGCUCGACCCAUUUUACAACUCCAAUAGAAUGGAAAUGGGUCGUUUUUAUUUUGCUUGGUUUGUGAUAUUCUGGAUUUUGUUUUUCCCCGGAAAGCUUAGGGUUUUUCUUGUCCUGUGGUCUGUGUCGAUUUGGGCGCUGUGAUGUAUAUAUUGGGUGUGUUUUGAAGUGUAAUUUGUUGAAAAAAGUGGCGAAAAUGAGUUUGAGAACAGCUUCGGACGAUUCCGCGUCGGAAAUCCAUCUUCCGGCCGACAUAGACUGGGAGAUGCUUGAUAAAUCUAAGUUCUUCUUCCUCGGGGCGGCGUUAUUCUCCGGCGUAUCGGCGACGCUCUAUCCGGUGGUGGUGCUAAAAACUCGGCAGCAGGUGGUAGCGUCUCAAAUCCCUUGCCUGAAGAUGGCCAAUUCGAUCUUGAAGAACGAAGGGUUCCGGGGAUUUUACAGGGGAUUUGGAACUUCCCUCACCGGAACCAUCCCGGCGCGUGCACUUUACAUGGGCGCGUUAGAGAUGACCAAGAGUAAUGUAGGAAACGCCACCGUUCAGCUGGGGUUCUCCGAUGCCACAGCGGCUGCCAUAGCCAAUGCGGCUGCCGGUCUGAGUGCGGCCAUGGCAGCUCAGCUAGUGUGGACUCCCAUAGAUGUUGUGAGUCAGAGGCUAAUGGUUCAAGGAUUCGUAACUGAAGGAGGACAAGUUGGGUUGAAGAGCUACAGUGGCGGAAUAGACGCCUUCAGAAAGAUAGUGUGUAGCUAUGGAGUGAGGGGAUUGUACAGAGGUUUCGGGAUUUCAAUCCUGACAUACGCCCCUUCCAAUGCGGUAUGGUGGGCCUCAUACUCUGUAGCUCACAGAGGGUUAUGGGGAUUGAUCGGCUGCCAUGGCUGCAAGAAGGAGGAGAGCGGUUACACGGCGGAUGGGAAGGCGCUAGUGGCAAUUCAAGGGAUGAGCGCCACCUUGGCUAGUGGCAUCUCCGCCUUGGUGACCAUGCCGCUCGACACGAUCAAGACAAGGUUGCAAGUGUUGGACGGGGAAGGGGCAGCCGCUGCGGAGAGGCGGUGGAGGCGGCAGCCUACGGUGGUCGAGACGGUGAGGGAGUUGGUCCAUAAAGACGGGUUCCGGGCAUGUUACAGGGGUUUAGCUCCCAGAUGGGCUUCCAUGUCUAUGUCCGCAACCACUAUGAUCACUACCUAUGAGUUUCUUAAGAGGCUGUCUACCAAAAAUCAUGAAAGCUAUGCUCGAUAGAAUCACGCAAGUAGAAGGAUAGAUGAGGUUUCUUUUAUGUGAUGUUUUAACUCGCCUUGAAAGGCUCUGCCUGAUUGUGAAAUCAUAAAUGCAAUAAUUAUAUUCGUGGUCAUAAAUAUACUACUAGUACAAAGAUGUUGUUAACGCUAUGUACUUCUAUUAGUUCUACACUUUACCUUUUCACUCCGUUAAAAUUUGAGUGAAGGUUUUGGGUAAGGGCCAGUUCCGUUUUUUUUGUGUUUUAC